AUGUCGUCUUCAAAAAACCGUUCCGAUUCUGGAGCUCCUCAGCCAGUGAUGAGCCCACCAUCCGCUAUUACAUCUCUAUUUAUAGCGCCUCGCCUCUCGACCGAAGAGGACUAUGCUGCCCCAAAUCCAAAUGAGACUGGCCUGCAUAAUCGAACGCAGGACGUUCCAGCUGUAGCUGCAAAAAAGCAGCAGCAUACUCGGACAAAAUCGACAUUUAGCUUCGCGCAUCCGCCGCGUAGCACCCGUCGCAAACGCCUCGCACUGCGGUCGAAACUGCUACUUCAGUUGCACAGAGUAUCGCAGACAACGCGUCCUAUACCCGCUAUUGAUGUCCUAUCAUCCCCCAUCUGUUGCGGACCUCGAAAACUCCAAUCUAUAUAUAGGGGAAAGGACAGUGCUCCUGCGGGCGACCUUAUCCUCGUAACCAGAGACGCUCAUGAACCGGCGGGUACUGAGGAUGAUAGGAGUAUUUCAUCUGAUGACGAUCCGCAGGAUCACGGAGAGCUUGUUGCAACAGUAUGUCACCAUCGCAAAGAGGGCGCGAAAUCGAACGGGAUAGCAGAGAUAUCUUUACAGCAAGGGACCCGUUGGGAAGUUUCCCGCCUGCCCUCUGGUGGGUACGAGUUUAAGGGGACUAUGGAGAACGGAGAAGAAAAGUGCGCCCGUUGGGUUUUACGGGGAAAGGCGGGAGGUCGUCGAGUUUCUGGAUCCAGCACUGGUGCUGACAACACCUUCGACGAUUACAAGCGGUUUACAUUUAUAGUCAGUGGCGUUUGGGUUGCAUUUCGGGAAGGGUGGUCGCAGGCUCCGCUUUUCCCAGACAUUCCCCCUUCAACACCGACGACCCUUGGCCCCGGAAUUCGUAUUUCUUCCACUUCACAACAGCAACAGCAACAAGAACAAGAACAAGAACACCCAGAGUCAACACGAAAUUCAGGAAACAUUGUGGAGAGAGAGGCCACGACAGAUGGCAGUGCAAGGAGCAAAAGCUUUCCGUUCACUGGGGGCCGACUACGAUUGGGGGGCCUGACUCUGAACCGCGCAAAGACGACUAACAAGAAAUCAAAGAAUCCAACUUCUUCUCGACGAGCAACAUCUCGGAAAGGGAAAACCAGACUGAAGGAUGAUGGAAGAGACCAACCAAGCCAUGAUGCGCAUGACUCCUUUCAACCUACGAGUUUGACAAUUGGCGAACAAACGCAAACGAAGCCUAAUCCAAUGUCCAGUGAUCAUGGUCAAUAUCUAAGUGGAGCAAGAAACCUUCCUUCUCCCCGCUACUCAUAUGGUGAAGAUAGCCCGAACGAUGCGAUAUCGAGCGCCCCCAGUGUUUAUACCGGGGAAGGUAAACCGGAGCAGCCGAAAGGCAAGGGAUGGCGUAGAUUAGGCCAUUUUCUUGAUUUUGUUGGCAAAAAGGGGCCGGCAUCGACGUAG
Molecule: messenger RNA, 1431 nt
Organism: Histoplasma mississippiense
Lineage: Eukaryota; Fungi; Ascomycota; Eurotiomycetes; Onygenales; Ajellomycetaceae
Exons: 2
Coding region: 1-1431 (476 amino acids)
Source: RefSeq, a predicted model, not a curated record